AUGGGGCUCCCUGGGGCUACAGCACAAGCUUUCACCUUUCUGCUGAUCCUGCUGGGAGAGCAACUUGCGGCCUCCACCUUCAAAAUCUGUGCUUUCAACAUCCGCAGUUUUGGGAAGGCCAAAGCUGCAAACCAGAAGGUCAUGGGAGCCCUGGUGCAGAUCCUCUCUCGCUGUGAUAUCUCGGCUGUGCAAGAGGUCCGUGACUCCAAAGGCUCAGCGAUCCGCAUGCUGCUGCGGGAGAUGAACAGGCAUGAUUCUUCCCAUCACUACGGCUUCCUGGAGAGCAAGAGGCUUGGGCGCGGCAGCUACAAGGAGCAGAAUGUCUUUGUGUACCGGACGGAUGUGGUCUCCGUUACUGACUGGUGCCAGCUUGGGGAAGACGAUUCCAGAGCCUUUGAGGCCUUCGCGAGGGAACCUUUUGCUGCCCGCUUCCAUUCUCCAACCACAGUUGUCUCAGACUUUGUGCUGCUCCUACAUCAUGCCAGUCCUCGGGAAGCUGUCCGUGAACUUGACCUGCUCUUUGGAGUGUGCAUGGAACUGGUGCAACGCUGGAAAACCCAGAACCUGAUGGUGCUGGGAGACCUGAAUGCUGCUGGGACUUACAUCUCAGCAAGAGCCUGGGCCAGGAUCCGCUUACGCAAUCACCUCGCCUUCCACUGGCUCAUCGGUGAUAAGGAAGACACCACUGUCAGCCACCGGACUUGCUGUGCCUAUGACAGGAUCAUCGUUCAUGGAGAAGAGCUGCUUGGUGCUGUUGUGCCCAGGUCAGCUAAGCCCUUCAAUUUCACCCAAGCACUGGGACUCUCAGAAGAAGAGGCCCUAGAAAUCAGUGACCACUACCCCGUGGAGGUGAAUCUGCGGCUAGCACCAAAGGCCCAGCGAGAGCUCUGAGUCCUCAGCCACCCUUCCUUCAGAGUUCUGAACAUGAAGCGAGAAUAAGGAGAGGAGAAAUGAAGACAAUCUCCUGCUACCUCCUUGGGGCACGUGAAGACCAUUUGUUAAGAAACAGCGUCUGCUUGUGAAGGAUGCCAUGUGGAAGAUCAGACCGCCUGGGGAAAGGGAUCAGUCCGGCGUCAAGGCUGAGGUGACACCUAUAUGCACACAGCAGGGGAAGGAAAAUGAAAGAAGCUACUAAGAAAGAAAGGCUUUCUACAG
Messenger RNA from Eublepharis macularius, 1155 nucleotides. RefSeq names its product deoxyribonuclease-1-like. Gene Ontology annotation, biological process: DNA catabolic process. NCBI's taxonomy places the organism in Eukaryota, Metazoa, Chordata, Lepidosauria, Squamata, Eublepharidae. The transcript is spliced from 9 exons. The record is from RefSeq and is a predicted model, not a curated record. The coding region runs from base 1 to 891 and encodes 296 amino acids. Gene Ontology annotation, cellular component: nucleus. Gene Ontology annotation, molecular function: DNA nuclease activity.